GUCUGAUGCAUGUUCGCUUUGUGGGCAUUCAUUCGCCGGCUGAAUUUCACCGCGAACUCGGGUCCGAUGCAUGUCCGCAGUUUUUUCUGCCGUUGCGGAUAGAUGUGUGCCGCGUCAGCUGUUGUGAAACGGAUCCGGUAUCAUCUACCCGUCUUCACCCGAACAGAGCGCCCGGUCAUUACCGCUGCAUCUGGACUGAAAAUUGCACUAAAUUCAGGUGUGAUGACCGGGCGUUCUACUCGGGGGAAAGACAAUAGUACCGCCGGUAGUGAGUAUCCCCAAUGCGAGUGAGAGGAUUGCUGACGUGGCACGUGUACGGACUCGAUAGUUUUUUGUUUUUUUUUUCUCGAUAGGUAUUCUGAAAGUGGAUAAGGUAGUGGUAGGUAGUGUGAGGUGAAAUUGAGAGAAGAAUAUAGCUUAAAAAAAAAAAAGACAAAAAAACUGGAUAAGGUAGUGGAUAAGGUUCAAUGAUGGAAUCUUUCAGUCGAUAGGUUUUCUGAAAGUGGAUAAAGUAGUGGAUAACGUGUUCUCGAUUUUUUUUUUCCCCCCCUUUCUCAAUAGGUUUUUCUCUCACAAUAGGAUGACUGUAAACGGAGCUGAGUAGUGCGCUCAUUUAUUUCCGGGUGGAAUAGUGAGGAAAAAAAAGAAAAAAGAAAAAAGAAAAAGAAAAAAGAGUGGAUAAGGUAUUGGAUGAGUGAAGGCAUGAGCUGGUUACAAGUCACUAUUACUCAUCAGUCAUCAGUCGUCAGUCAUCAUGAACCAAGUGGAUAAGGUAGUGGAUGAAAAGGUAUGAACUCCAAAAARAAAAAAAAAAAAAAAAAAAAGGUAUGAACUCAUCAGUGAUCAGUCAUCUCACUCUCACCAGUGACCACUCAUUUUAGACCAAGGGGUAAGGUAUGUCAUCAGCAAUCAGUUUUUUUUUGACGUCAUCAGCAAUCAGUAAUCACUCAUCUCUUUCUCUCAUCAGUGACGAAUCAUCAUCUUAGACCAAGUGGAUAAGGUAAUGGAUAAGGUAGGGGGAUGAGGUAGUGGAUAAGGUAGGGGGUUGAGGUAUGAACUCGUCAGCGAUCACUGCUGAAUAAGGUAAUGGAGAAGAUGAAUAAGGUAGUGGAUAAGAUGAAUAAGGUAGUGGAUAAGAUGAAUAAGGUAGUGGAUAAGGUAAUGGAUAAGAUGAUGAUCUUCAGAUGAAUAAGGUAGUGGAUAAGGUAAUGGACCGCCAAGGGGUCAGCGGCUCAUCUUCAGUCUAAACAGAGGCAAGCACCUGUGUGACAAAGAAGCCCAUGAUGAUGGCUGCUGCCUCCUUUGCUGUGCUGACACGCGGCAGCUGUCCGUGUGUGGCAUGGUCUUCCUCGUCUGCCCACGUGGCGUCUGCCAAGGAUAACAAACUAAUGAUGACGACGAUCCAUCAAAUCCCGAUCCCGACUGCAGCAAACAUCAACUGCUUGUCAAGCAGGAAACGUUCUGCUGAGGUCACCUCCUCCUCCUCCUCCUCCUCCUCCUUCUCAUCGUCGUUAUCCUCUUUAUCAUCAUCUCUAUGGUCUAUAUCAUCGUCGUCAUCGUCACCGUGUUUAUCUUCAUCACCAUCAUCACGAUGGCUGCCUCCGAACAUGCGCCGGGGUUUAAUUAGGAUGAUGUCACUGUCGCCGCUGUGUCACAUUGGAUAUGCAAUCCCUCAUCAUCAUGAUGUACAGAUUAGUCUUACCUCCUCCUCCUCCUCCUCCUCCACCUCAUCAUCAUCAUCAUCAUCGUCAGCAUCAGCAUCAGCAGCAGGGGAAGGAUUAAGGAUGACGUCAUCAUCAAUAUGGAUAAGGUCAUCAAAGUGGAUAAGGCGGGAUACUGCCCGCGGGGGGCACGGUGGAGACAGAGGAGGAUGGACAAGCCGAUUUCGAGCGUUUGCAAGAAGGCGAGAUGAAGGAGGGAUGACGCUAAGAAAUGACAAGAGACCUUUCAUGGAGAGGAGAGAAAGAGGAAGGGGACGUGGUGAUGAUGAUGAUGAUGAUGAUGAAAAUGAUGGUGGUGGUCUCUUUUCGUCAGCAGAGAAAGCGAUGAAGUCUUUGUCGAUGACGAAGUAUAGAAUGAGGGGAAAAGAAGGAAAGGAGCGUGACAUGGGAGGUUGGGGCGAAGGAGAAGGAGAUGGAGGUGGUGGAAGAGGAGGAGGAGAGGAGGAGGAGGGGGAGGGGGAGGAGGAUGGCGAGAGACGCAGGGCGCCGGUGUUUUCAAGAGCUUCCAUUUUUGGAAAGCAGGUCAUCACCAGGGAUGCAGCUUUGAACCUAGGUCUUGUAACCCAACUCUGGGUAGACCCCCUCAAGUGGGAGGUGGUUGCUGUUGACAUCCGGCCUAAUCUCCUGUUCGGUGAGGAGGAUAUCAUUCUUCUCAGCAGUGUGAGUCAGAUCGGCUGUGAGAUAAUGACAGAGGAUGGGACAUAUCUUGGGAAGAUCAGGGAUUACGAAUUUAACCCAGAAGAUGGAUACAUUCCGAAGAUCAUCUUCGACGCCCUGGGGAGUCCUUUUAUUCCUUCAUUCCUGAUUAAUGCUUACUCUAUGUCGGUCAAGGAAGUGGUGGAUGUGGGACCUGAUCGUGUCGUUGUUCGGCAAGGUGCAGAAGACCGACUACGGCAAUUGAGCACGGGACUCCUCGAGUUCUUUCUGAUGAGCGAGCCGCCAUGGAGGGAGUACGAUACACCGGAGGGAGACGGUGAAGAAGUGGAUGGUGACUCCUUCGCUCGUCCAAAGAGCAAGGGAUCGAAAAGGAACCGGCGUGAGAAACAGAAGCUGUCAAAUCCCCGCGAUACUUCCUUGCCCCCCGCCAGCGAUAGAGGGAGACAGGAAGCGAUGCUCACUCCGUCUACAACAGCCCCUCCGACGAGGGCUCGCAAGAUGGACUUAUCGGACGAAAAAAUUGCAGCAAGAAUGAUAACCUCGAAGCCCGAGAGGAGGUACGAGGAAUGGAUUCAGCCAGGGGGGAAGAAUAGUCUACUACGGGGAAAUCGGGAGUCGGAGUAUGAAGAAGUGGAGGUGUAUCGCCCGAACGAUGACCGCGUUUCUAGAAGAACUGCACGGAGCACAUACUCUCCUUCUCCUUCGACACUUCGUGAGGCUACGGUCCAAGAGGUUCGGGGCAAUCAGGAGUACGCAGCACAGCUGGAGGAAGUGUAUCGCCCGAAUGAUUACCUCGUUUCGAGACGAUCUGCACGGAACAACAUUCCCCCCUCUCGUUCGUCUUCCCCUUCGACAUUUCCCGAGCCUACCUUCCGUGACCCUACCUGGGACGAUCAGGAGUAUGGGCAAGUGGAGGUCUAUCGCCUAAACAAUGACCGCGUUUCAACAAGAACCGCACGCAAUGCCUCCUCUCCUUCUCCUUCUCCUUCGACAGUCCGCAAGCCUUCGUUCCAAGAGGCCUGGAUGGGACUUCGAGGAACUGGAUACCCGGAGUCACAACCAUACUCCAAUUUUGCGGACGAUCGAGAGGGAGGGGGGGAUUAUAAUAACGCCCUUCGCGAGGCGGAAGAGGAGGAGGAGGAGGAGGAGGAGGAGGAGGAGGAGGAGGAAGGGGGGGCAGUAAUCCCCUUGCCGAAUGCGCCGAACGUGAGACGCCCCAGCUUUUCACAGCAAUCUGGGGGUGGGAAAGUUAACCAAGAAGGAAGGAGAGGUUCACGCCGCGGCGCUCUCCUCCCUGUUGAAGCCUCCGUCUCACAGAGAUCGAACGACUUUCCAGAAGAUGCUGCGGAGCCCUAUGUCGCCAGCUCACGCAGAUACAGUCCGCAGCGCGGUUUCGACGAUGAGGACGGCAGGUCACAGAUGAGAUCCGGAGGUGGAUUGGCGAAGGGAGGGCCCGCGCAGGAUAGGCCACAGGAGUCCCCUCGUUGGGAUUCGCAAUGGCCGGGCAGCAGCAACGGGUUGCCUGCAGUGAGGAGCAUGCUUGAUUAUGAGCUGCUUGAUAAUGCGGAAGUUGGUGACCAGAGGGAAUGACCCGAGUCUGGCUUUUGUAUUUACUACAUAAUAAUAGGAUUUUUUAUUUUUUUUAUGGCUCGGUAGAGUCGGUAUGGUAUUAUUUUCAAUUUUUGUAAUUAUAAAAGAUUACAUCCAUGACUCUUUACUAUUUAGUCCCGACUCCUGACACUCUUUUUUUUUUUUUUUUGGUGACACACUGACACAUUUGGUUCUCUGCUAAUUUGGCUUGUUUUUUCUUUUCUUUUUAAUAAGGGCGACGGCGUUGAGAUAUCGUCAUUGAACAGACCGGCCCCAGGUCAUUCAGAAUGUUCUGGUCAUCUGCUACUGUUUGUGUCUGGAUUCGAACUCGGAUCUGAUUCGUAUUUCAACAGUUUGUGGGUGUACCAACUGAGGGCAUACUCACACUAGGAACUUUUUUUUUGCUCUAAGCUGUGGACGCAAUUGCAGUCAGAUUCAUCUGGGUCUGGCCGUAAAUGCAGUCAGAUUCAUUCAGAAAAGUUCUCGUGUGAGUAUGCCCUGAGCUAGGCUCGUUGGUACUCCGGCCUGUUUUGGGCAAGCGGUAUGUUGCCAGGAAAACAUCGAUAUUAGGUACACUAAGGGCCUAUUCAAACAAAGACUUUUUCCACGG
Messenger RNA from Chara braunii, 4578 nucleotides. The record is from the annotation of a GenBank genome assembly. Lineage: Eukaryota; Viridiplantae; Streptophyta; Charophyceae; Charales; Characeae.